Vicia villosa (hairy vetch) is the source of this 402-nucleotide messenger RNA. RefSeq names its product S-protein homolog 29-like. The transcript has a single exon. NCBI's taxonomy places the organism in Eukaryota, Viridiplantae, Streptophyta, Magnoliopsida, Fabales, Fabaceae. The coding region runs from base 1 to 402 and encodes 133 amino acids. The record is from RefSeq and is a predicted model, not a curated record. Gene Ontology annotation, molecular function: protein binding.
AUGGCAAUGUCACAUUUCAUCCCAAAGUUGAUGUUAUUGUGUAUGUUGAUGUUGUUAUAUGUUGAUGAUAUUGUUGGAACACAUGUGAAUGUUACCAACUCUUUGAAAGGAAACUUAAAUUUAACCCUUCAUUGCAGAUCGGGAGAUCCAGGGAGUCAUGAUCUUGGAGUUCAUGUUCUUAAACCUGGUACUACUUUUGGUUGGAAUACUAGUUUUGAAGUUGAUGGAAGAUAUUACCCCUGCAAAUUUCAAUGGAAUAGUGAAACACAUUAUUAUGUUAUAUAUAGAGUUGAUAGAGAUCUAUCAACUUGUAGAUAUAAUUGUAAUUGGAAUAUUACAGAAUCAGGGCCAUGUAAGGUUCUAUCUUCCAAUAAAUUGGUUUGCGAUUCUUGGGAUCCAUAG